Molecule: messenger RNA, 249 nt
Organism: Babesia bigemina
Lineage: Eukaryota; Apicomplexa; Aconoidasida; Piroplasmida; Babesiidae
Exons: 2
Coding region: 1-249 (82 amino acids)
Source: RefSeq, a predicted model, not a curated record
AUGAUUGCGAAGACCAUAAAGGCGAUUACACACCAGUAUAUUGUCAUCCGGUGGUAUCUAAAAACUAUAAUUGGUCAGAGCCACAAUGUACAAGGAUUGGAUCCGCUGGAUUUCGAAUUAUGCUUGAUAUCGGAGGAGAAAACGUUCAAUAUAUGCAUUGAUGCACCUUUCUGUAACGCGAAGGAUACCCCAUCUUUUCGGAUUAUGCUUGUCAAAUUCCAGCAGGAAUUUAAACAUUGUUCGAAAUGA